Phoenix dactylifera (date palm) is the source of this 4126-nucleotide messenger RNA. Lineage: Eukaryota; Viridiplantae; Streptophyta; Magnoliopsida; Arecales; Arecaceae. The record is from RefSeq and is a predicted model, not a curated record.
ACCCGCCUCAUACGCCCAGGUUCUGGAACGAGUCUUUCCGAUGUGGGAUUAUUGGGCUUCACACCCUUUCCACCAUCGGACAAGAGCCGUCAUCGGCUCUAAUACCAAAAUGUUACGCCCCCGCCUGCACGGGGCAUGUGAGGCACCUAGUGCCCACGUGGGGGCCACAUGAGGGAGGAACACGGAGCUCCCCUGCCAUAUAUUGUCCGGUUUCAGAACUUCACGCAAGCGUCCUUCACCCCUCUCCGGUUUUGUUUUCCUCCUAAAACGCGUCUGCAGGAUUUGGAGACACCCGCCUUAUAUGCUCAGGCUCUGAAACGAGUCUUUCCGAUGUGGGAUUAUUGGGCUUCACAUUUAAUCUGUUUUGCUAUGGGCUCAAGGAGAAAGGAACUCUCAGUAAUUCUUUGCUUUAUGCUUGGGAUCUUCGUUCACGUCUUUCUGUCGGCUAGGCCGUUUAGUUCUGGUGACAACAUUGUAAGAGAGAGAUUUUAUAAGGCGAAUGGUUCCAAAAGUGCUGAAUGGCAACAGAGGAAGGACGUGGUUGUGGGCUUUUGUGUUGUCCUGAGUCAUCUCUUGAAUAGACAUUCAAAGUCUGCAGGCUUUUCUUUAAUUAGACUUACAUUGCCUGGUAGGUUGGAGAUUCAAAGAUAUGAUUCUUCAUGGAACUUAUCUGGUGAAAAGCCAGAAACUUUGGAGUUCAAGGAUUCGAUUGUAUAUUGGAUGAGUGAGGAUGAUGCAGUAUUUAACAGAUAUAAUUUCUUUAAGAUAUUUUAUCUUUAUGACUAUAUAAAGAGCAAUCUUUUUAAUGCUUUGGUUAUGCAGAAUUCUCUUUCAAAUCAUAAGGAAACUAACAAAGUUUCCCUCAGUCAUGAUAUAGAGGAACUUAUUAGCAACAGUUUGAAGUUCUCUAAUGUCUCAAUUUCUGAUUUUGUAAGUGAUGCCAGCAUACCAACCAGCAUAUUUGAAAUUGCAUCUCGAAGAGUAUUAUCAUGUGUUCGGGCAGAUCUUUUACCUUUGGUCUUUAAAAAAUACUCAGAUUUAUUUGGAAAUCAGCGUGAUUCCUCCUUUGAAUUCUUAGAAGUUCCUAGCUGUUUGCCUCACAAUAGGUUGCUACCUUUUUUUGUGGGGAAACCUUCAAUAAGAAGUGAGAAGUGGUCAAGCAAAGCAUCUCCUGGGGAGGUUCUUGUUGGCCCGGUGCUACCGCUUUCAGUGCUUCUUGCACUUCAACAGAUUGACAGGCCUGAUGCAAUAGAUGAGCAAGAUGAUGACCCAUUGACCCUUCAGUGCAGAUCAAUUCUUGAACAUGUUUGCCCUGAAAUGUUUGUUGUUGAUAUUGGUAAUACCUUUUCCAACUAUUUGGGAUCGGCUUUAUGGAUCGUCAUUCGCCAAGUAUUCCAUCAAUUUUUCGAUAAAGGAAUCUUUGUCGAUGAAGUUGACAUUGGCACAUUCACCAUUAGAGCCGUGGAUGACCCAAGAACACUGAACAAGAUUCUGUAUCUUAGACCGCCUGCCAACACCUUAUCUCACAAUGAGAUAGUCUCCCUGUGGGAGAAGAAGGUUGGCAAGACCUUUGAGAGGGUAUAUGUUCCUGAAGAAGUGGUUCUGAAGCAGAUCCAAGAAUCUCCUGUUCCGUUGAAUGUCUUGCUGUCUAUCUGCCACUGUGUCUUCAUCAAGGGGGACCUGACAAACUUUCAGAUUGAGCCAUCAUUUGGUGUGGAGGCCACAGAGCUCUAUCCUGAUGUCAAAUACACUACUGUUGAUGAGUAUCUGAACCGGUUUCUCUGAAAGCACACUUCUUAAUUCCACGAGUGCCAGCUGAACUUCCGAUGGGUUUAUAUACCUUCCUGAUAUUUUGGUUAUGCUUGUUAAUUUGAUAAUAAAGGAUUCCAGUCCAUGUUUUGGUUAUAUAUAUUAAUAUCUUCAAUGAAACCAUAGGUUUUUUUUUAUUCCUUUCAUGACAAUGCCAAGUCUUGGUCACAGCCAUCCUUCUUUAUUAUUAUUUACUAGUAUUAUUAGAUUUACUAUUACUAUUAUUACUGCUAUUGUUAUUACUAUUAUUACUAUUGUAACUAUUAUUAUCAUCAGUAUCGCAAUUUUAAGAGAGAGAGAGAGAGAGAGAGAGGGAAACCUGUGUUCAACCCGUGGCACCAGUACGUAGUGGAUCGGGACUGGCCACUAGGCGGGCCGAAUGCCAAUCGCCAAGCUUGCAUAUCAGGAGCUCCCCAUAGUUAGUCGCAUCCUAAUCGAGAGAUCUAGUGAUCAUCGAAAUCCCACCGAUGUGACAGGUAGGACGUUAUCCGGGUGCGAAGCAUUUACGUUCGAUGUUCAGGCUGUACUCAAGCCAGUCACUUCUAGUCAACCCAUACGCCCUAAUUCUCUGGUAGUAGAUAGGCUCCUCCAUCGGACAUACACAAAAAGGGAGGGCAGAGGAGGUAAGAAAGAAACCAUCAGUUGGUGUGCAGAUGGUGUUUGCUCCUUGGAUAGCAUACAUUUUCUUAGCAGAUGGUGUGCCACCAUCAGUUGCAGUAAACCUUGAUGCUGCCCUUUGGUAUGACCUUAUUCUCUAAUUUUUUGCCUUGAGCUCAAAAUUUAUGGCCGAUGGUUGUCUGGGGGCCAAAGAAGGUUUUCAAAGGUAGCAUAUCUUUCAAACCAUUGUUCGUCAUGGCCAACUUUAGGGAUGCAUUGCUCAGCGCAUCAAUGGGACUUAAAAGAGGGGCCUAAUGUCUUCUUUGCUGUUAGGCUAUCGUACUAUUUGUAACCUUACUAAAGACUUCCUACAAAUGAAACUUCCUAGGGAUCUUCAUCCAGUAUUGUUCUUAUUAGUAGGAGCACCCAGUGUUUCUUGCAUGGCAUGGCCAAGGAUUUGUUGGGGACUUUAUAACGCGUCAAGGAGGGCUUACUAUAAUGCUCUGUUCCUCUGUGUCCCUCUUGUAAGUCUCUCUUUUCCGCAUCCCAGUGUCUAAUGCAAGUUGGCGCAUUAUAAUAAAACUUUCACUCUGGCUUGUUCAUUAUUUAAAGCUCCAUGGUUACACUAAAUAGGAAAUUGAUCGUCAGAUUAUCCUGACUGAUCGAUAUCAUUGUUAUACUCGAAUCAAUUAUGAUCAUCUGAAUAUUAAAGUCAAAUUUUCAGAGUUUUUAACCCUUAUCUGAAGAAUGGCUUUUAUUUAUUUAUUUAUUUAUUUGAGAGCAAAUGCUUGGUAAUUUUUUAGCAGACAUUGUUCUUUUACCUUGGUCCAUUUGUUUUCAAGUCACGAAUUGUUUUUUUGGAGGUUGCAUGGAAAUUUCAGUUUCAUUUGUUCAAAUUAUCAGGAGGGAUUUUCAUUUCUUCAAACAGGUCAUCUCACUCUGCCAUCCAUUUUUCUGUGUAUUUGCAGGCUGUGCGGAUUAAUUUUUUCCAAGGCUUCAGGUAUCACGAGCAUAAUGGGCAUAUUCUCUCCCAGUGACUGGUGCUUCGGUUGUAAUCAUUGAUUACUUGGUGGAAGUAACCAUUGUGUUAGCCCAGACAUUUCUGUUGGACUCCUCUGGAAUCUCUACCUUCGUAUCAACAGAAUUGCUCGUCUCCACCAUCAUUUAUGCUUUGGUCCUCCAUGACCUAUUCAUGAAUGACAUCUCAAUUGCCGUCGUCCAGAAGAGCAGAAUCUGGCAAACCUGAGAGUUGUGAGCUCAGAUAUGAGAGACACUGAGGCUGCUAUCUCAAGAAACACUCCGCAACGUUUGAGUCAAUAUAUAUAUAUACACUAUUUGCAUGCUAUGUUCAGAUCUUGUUCUCCGCUCAAUGAAGGAUGGUUAUCAUAAAGUGGCAUGCAAUCUUUCGCCAUAGCAUUUGCUGAUAAUUAGGAGAUGAAGACCGAUUGCAAAAAAGCACUCUAUGUGGUACCUCAUGCCACUUUGUUGGUUCAGGUGUUGUGUACAGCAUUUGGUUAUGAGAUUCAUAAGUCAAUUUAUGCGCAGUUUAUUCCCGGGUUCAAAUUUAUGAACCCAUUCCGGCCAUAUGCCUCUGCUUGGUGGGAGUUUGUUGUCUUUUGUUUUUGAAUAAUUCAACUUAGCCAUUAGAUUUUGCUUUGUUGGUUGAGGAAGUGAUGCAUCAUCAAGGGUAGUCAACAAUUUAUUCAAUGUUUGUUCAUUA